GCAGCGAAAAAAUUCACUUGUAACAUGCCCGAGUGUGCAGGCCUUACAUUUGGUCGCUCGGCAGAACUUCGAAGGCACAAUACAUCUUUUCAUCCUCGACGGGACAACGCCAUUUGGUGCCCGGUGCUCGAUUGCAACCGCAGCCUCAUGUACGGCAAUCGCCCGUUUCUAGCUCGGGAAGACAAACUGAAAGAGCACAUCAAGAAGAUGCACAAG
This is a messenger RNA of Macroventuria anomochaeta, 216 nucleotides long. RefSeq lists its product as uncharacterized. NCBI's taxonomy places the organism in Eukaryota, Fungi, Ascomycota, Dothideomycetes, Pleosporales, Didymellaceae. The annotation marks the transcript as partial. The record is from RefSeq and is a predicted model, not a curated record. The transcript has a single exon.